AUGGCGGACAGAUUAACUCAACUUCAAGAUACUAUUAAUUUGAAUGCUGUACAAGCUGAAAAUUUCUGCAACAGUAUAGGAAUUUUACAGCAAUUUGCUCAACCUGGAAAAUUUUCAGGAUUUGAAAGAAGUGGUUCUCAAACACCUCAACAGGGUAAUCAACAAGCUCAAGAAGAUUAUGCACAAUUAUUUGCUACACUUAUUGCAAGAUGUGCCAAGGAUAUUGAUGUCUUAAUCGAAAGUUUACCUAAUGAAGAUUCAUCCACUGAACUUCAGGUUGCUAGCUUAAGAAGACUCGAAACUGAAAAUCAAGAAGCAGCUGAUAGGUUAGAACAAGUUGUUAAGAAAGGAGAAUUAUUAUUAGAACAAAUUCAAAGUGCAUUAGCCGAUAUUGCACAAAGUCAAUUAGAAAUGCAACAUUUUGAAGCGAGUGCAGAAUCGAAGUAA
Molecule: messenger RNA, 447 nt
Organism: Pediculus humanus corporis (human body louse)
Lineage: Eukaryota; Metazoa; Arthropoda; Insecta; Psocodea; Pediculidae
Product: mediator of RNA polymerase II transcription subunit, putative
Exons: 4
Coding region: 1-447 (148 amino acids)
Biological process (GO): regulation of transcription by RNA polymerase II
Cellular component (GO): mediator complex
Molecular function (GO): transcription coregulator activity
Source: RefSeq, a predicted model, not a curated record